UUUAAACAGUAAAAUUUUAAUAUAGUUACUCGUUGCUCAAGUUUCAUAACUUAUUGCAAGACGCCCGUGUGUGUAUUGAAUACACGAGAAUAGUCUUUUAUCCAAAAAUGUUUCUAAGGCAUGGAUUGUCAUCGCAUGCCCGUUUGAAAAACGUUACCAAUUUGAAUACACUCGGUGCAUGAAUCAAAGGGUAGGAUCUCCAGCCCGUGAAGUCAGCCCGUAUGGUAUCCAACAUUGGACAUCUAUCUAUGAGGUGUCGACAUUUGCCAUCAUGCCGCGUCAUAGAUAUAAAACUGAGCCAAAGCAAAUGGCAAAAGAAAAUAUUGAUAAAUUUUUGGCUGCCAUCAAAGCAAUUGCCAUUCAAAAGAAAUCAUUAAGGGCCGUCAGCAAAUCACUCAACAUCGAUAAAUCGAAAUUAUUUCGGUAUAUGGCAAAGAUGAAAGAGGAAAAUUUGGAUCCGGCCACGGCUUCAAAUGAUAAAUUGUUCGAUUUUGUUACAAAGCUAAGUGGAAAAACUGGCGGAAAAACGAUUUUCAACGUACAACAAGAACAUGAGUUGAUGAAAUAUAUCCGCAAGGCUUGCGAAAUUUGCAAUGGAUUGUCCAUUACCGAGUUAAAAAUUCUUGCCCAUCAAUACGCACAAAAGAUUGGAAUCGAAUAUCCUGCAUCAUGGAAUCAUAAUGGUCAAGCAUCAGCCGACUGGUAUUAUGCAUUUAUGCAUCGUCAUAAAAAUGUAACGCUUAGACCACCAGAACAGGUUAGUGCACAUCGUAAGGCUUUUUCAAAAGAAACGUUGGAAGAGCUCUUUGCCGACCUAGACACUGUAUUCGGCGAAACAAUCCUUGAGCCACAUCGAAUAUGGAUCGAGGACACACAUGGUGCAUCAUCGAUUCCAAGCACAUCUAGUGCAGCGCGUCGUAGUGCAUUAAGAGAGGUUAGUCCUAUAAAGAAGCAUUCACCAUCCUGCAAAUCAAAUCACGCCCGGAUGCCAAUGAAAACAACCAUAUUAAUCGAUGAGAGGAAGAAGCAAAAAGCCGCUAAACCACCAGAAAAGCGCAGUCAUAGCACAAAAUCCGUAGCAGCAACGAUGAUUUCAUCUGAAUCGUCAGAUGAUGAAGAUGUUAAAUUUUGCAUAAUUUGUAUGGGAAAUAUGCGAAAUAACGCAAUUCAUUGUAAUGAAUGUUAUCGGGCUGUUCAUUUGAAGUGUGCUAACUUGCAAACCGGAUAUUAUACAUGUGAACAAUGCGAAUUGGCCGAAAAUGGAUAAAACCGAACAUUCUUCUUUAAUUUUUUAC
Messenger RNA from Contarinia nasturtii (swede midge), 1295 nucleotides. RefSeq lists its product as uncharacterized. The coding region runs from base 179 to 1267 and encodes 362 amino acids. The transcript is spliced from 3 exons. The record is from RefSeq and is a predicted model, not a curated record. Lineage: Eukaryota; Metazoa; Arthropoda; Insecta; Diptera; Cecidomyiidae.